Molecule: messenger RNA, 1378 nt
Organism: Nanorana parkeri
Lineage: Eukaryota; Metazoa; Chordata; Amphibia; Anura; Dicroglossidae
Gene: PMEPA1
Product: prostate transmembrane protein, androgen induced 1
Exons: 5
Coding region: 367-1224 (285 amino acids)
Biological process (GO): negative regulation of transforming growth factor beta receptor signaling pathway
Cellular component (GO): Golgi membrane; early endosome membrane
Molecular function (GO): R-SMAD binding
Source: RefSeq, a predicted model, not a curated record
CCGUCUGGCUGCCUGGGGUUGGAUCCAGCUGUAAGGCAAUCUCCUUGGACUUGAGGAGGGGGAAGGAAGACAAGACCGGGGAGUUUACUGACUGCUCUCCUUCCAGCAGCCCAGCCAGGCACUGGGGCAAACAGGGACUAAACCAGAGCCUGGGGACUUCCAGCAGCCCAAAGAGAGAGAGAAAAAAAGGGACUGAUCAGCUUGCUAAACUCCCCACCGCCCUCCCUUCUUUUUUCCAGCCUGGGACUGAUACGAAGUAACUCUCUUCCUCCGCCACCGAUCAGAUCCUGCCCUGCUCCCUGCCAUGUCCCCGCAGCCGGUGCCCUGUGCCACCGAGUGAGCCCAGAUUCUGCCUGGAGCACCUCCAUGUACAGCUUGAUGGGUCUGAACGGUACCAGCACCACCACCCACUCCAAUGUCUCCUGCACAUGCAACUGUAAAAGGUCUUUAUUCCAGAGCAUGGAGAUCACGGAGCUGGAGUUCGUUCAGAUAAUCAUCAUUGUGGUGGUCAUGAUGGUUAUGGUCGUGGUAAUAACAUGUCUCCUAAACCACUACAAGCUUUCAGCACGAUCGUUCAUUCACCGACACAGCCAAGGGAGGAGGCGAGAAGAGAACCUGUCUUCGGAAGGAAGCCUGUGGCCUUCGGACAGCACAGUUUCGGGAAACGGUGUAGCAGAGCCUCACAUUUACACCCCCAGACCCUCGGACAGACUCAGCAUCCCGCCCUUCCUCCAGCGAGAUCGCUUCAGCCGUUUCCAGCCCACCUACCCGUACAUCCAGCACGAGAUUGACCUCCCGCCUACCAUCUCCCUAUCGGAUGGCGAGGAGCCACCGCCUUACCAGGGGCCCUGCACGUUACAGCUCCGCGACCCCGAGCAGCAGAUGGAACUAAACCGAGAAUCCGUGCGGGCGCCUCCCAACCGAACAAUCUUCGACAGUGACUUAAUCGACAGCUCCGUCUACGGGGGCCCCUGUCCGCCCAGCAGCAACUCUGGAGUGAGCGCCACUUCCUACGGCAGCAACGGCAGGAUGGAAGGCCCUCCCCCUACAUACAACGAGGUCAUAGGUCAUUACCCAGGAUCCUCUUUCUACCAGCACCAGCAGCAAAACAUGGGCACGCCCUCCAUAUUGGAACACAACAGACUACAUUUGCAAAGCAAUGGUCACGACAGCACAGCAACAAGGAGCAAAGAUAAGGACAAACAGAAAGGACAGCCGUUUUAGAAAAAAAUUAAAGACCGAACGUAGAAAAGGAAAAAAAAAAAUUCAAUAAACACUGCACUUCUAGCUGGUCCGUUUCGUUGUCAGUUCGGUCCUCAAUACCACUUCGUUGUGCGUAUGUCUGGCAACUUUUUGGGCACCAGAAAAAAAAAAAAAA